GGUAUCGAUCGCAUACUUGGCUCCAACAUCAGAAUCGAGAAAAGGAAGAAGCCUGAGUCAGCGAGCAAAAUGGUGGCAGGGCUUAGAGAGUUCACUGCAAGAGUUGAAAGAAAUGGUGUUGACGAACCAGUUCUGGAUGCAGAGAAUGGCGAGGAGCUGAUGCACGUUCAGCCUUGUGUUUCUAUCGUCCUUGGUAAUCGCCCUCCUGAGUCCCCUGGCACUCUCCACAUCUCCACCAAGAAAGUGGUCUGGUUGAGUGAUGUUGACAGGGCGAAAGGUUAUGCUGUGGACUUCUUGUCUAUAUCACUGCAUGCUGUAUCCAGGGACCCAGAGGCCUACACCUCUCCUUGUAUAUACACUCAGAUUGAAACUGGGGAUGACGAGCAUGUGUCCGAUGGCUCAGAUUCAGAAUGCAAUGGUGUCUUAGAUUUGUCCAAGAUCACAGAAAUGAGGCUUGUUCCUUCAGAUCCUAACCAAUUGGAUUCUCUGUUUGAGGUAUUUUGCGAGUGUGCUGAGCUUAAUCCUGAACUGAUUGAAGAAGCGGAAGAAGAGCAUAAUUGGAUUUUUAGUGCUGAUCAGUUGGAAGAUGACGCAACAGGGGAAGAUUCUGAGUGGCAUGUUUCUGAAAAUCCUUCAAUUGGUCAAUCUAAUGGGGAUCAUGACCUAGCUCGUACCGUGCUUGAGCUUCAAAUCAAUGAUCAACGCUUUGAGGAUGCUGAAGAAAUGGAGCAUGAGAAUGAUGGUGGCCGCCAUUGAAAUUCUUUCUCCUUUCAAUGUUUCAUCUCUUUCAAGUGUUGCGUUUUAACCCAUGACCCUUUCUUGUUAUGCUCUGGAUCUUGCUGUAUAUGUGAACAAAUUGUCCGUUAGUCAUUAGUCUCAGGACACAAGGAUUGGUAACUUUGUGAGGAGUACCUUUAGGCCUUUCUUUCGAUUUAUUGGUUUACUGCUAUCUUUUAUGGAAAGAUGAAGGAUUCUUUUGGUAAGAA
Messenger RNA from Prunus mume (Japanese apricot), 986 nucleotides. Its product is annotated as nucleotide-sensitive chloride conductance regulator (ICln) family protein. Gene Ontology annotation, biological process: chloride transport; mRNA cis splicing, via spliceosome; cell volume homeostasis. NCBI's taxonomy places the organism in Eukaryota, Viridiplantae, Streptophyta, Magnoliopsida, Rosales, Rosaceae. Gene Ontology annotation, cellular component: pICln-Sm protein complex; methylosome; cytosol. The record is from RefSeq and is a predicted model, not a curated record.